UUCCCUUUCCCCUCUUUCGCGAACCCUAGACAGUUCAAUCUCUCCUCCUCUUUCUCCCUCUCCUUCUAUCUCCUAGGUUUUUAUUUGUAUUUUUUUGGUUCUUUUACUUCUUCGUGGUUUCUGCCUCGCACGCUUCUCUCUCCUUGUGCUGAAAUGGACUUUGGAGGUGGGCGCAAGAGAGGCAGGCCCGAAGCUGCCUCCUUUAAUGGCAAUGGCGGCUUCAAGAAAUCCAAGCCAGAAAUGGAGUCCUUUACAACUGGUAUAGGAAGCAAAUCGAAGCCAUGCACAAAGUUUUUCAGCACUUCUGGGUGCCCUUUUGGUGAGGGAUGUCACUUCUUGCAUUAUGUUCCUGGCGGCAUCAAAGCGGUGUCUCAGAUGACUGGUAGCAACCCAACUCUUCCUCUUCCUCCUAGAAACUCAGCAGCCCCUCCAUCAUUUCCUGAUGGUUCUUCUCCUCCAUCUGUCAAGACCCGGUUGUGUAAUAAGUACAACACAGUUGAAGGUUGCAAGUUUGGGGAUAAAUGCCAUUUUGCGCAUGGUGAGUGGGAGCUUGGGAGGCCCACUGCUCAAUCCUAUGAAGAUCCUCGUGGUGGGGGAGGAUAUCCAGGCAGGAUGGGAGGGGGUCGGAUGGAGCCUCCCCCGCAAACUCAUGGAGCUGCAGCGAGAUUUGGAGCCACUGCCACAGCUAAGAUCAGCGUUGAUGCUUCACUUGCUGGAGCCAUAAUUGGGAAAAAUGGGGUGAACUCAAAGCAAAUAUGUCGUGUGACUGGGGCAAAGCUUUCUAUAAGGGAGCAUGAGUCAGAUCCCAAGCUGAGAAACAUUGAGCUCGAGGGUACCUUUGAUCAAAUUAAAGAUGCUAGUGCCAUGGUUCGUGAGCUUAUUGUGAACGUGAGCUCAGCUGCUGGACCUCACAUGAGGAACAACCCUGGUAUGGCAGCCUCAGCGCCAGCUAGCAACUUCAAGACUAAGCUUUGUGAGAACUUUACUAAAGGCACAUGCACGUUUGGGGAUAGGUGCCACUUUGCACAUGGACCAGAAGAAUUGCGCAGGCAGGGGAUGUGAUUUCUUUCAAUACCUCUCUCUCUCUCUCUCUCUAAUGCCCUCUUACCAUUCUCUCGUAGGAUACGCUUAUUACAGCAUUAAUUCUUGUGUUCGUUGAAUUUUCCAAGAGUGCAGUUUCCUUAGUUUUCUAGGGUUUUAAUAUUUGGAAAUUUUUAUAGUAGCUUGCCAUAUUUGAUCUCUACCUUGCCACUUUUGUCUUGUGGGAUCGCUCUGAGGUUUCUUGGUUGAACUAAUCUAGCGAUUAAGCAUAAGUUGCCAGUAGCAUGUGAAGUGGGAAAUGCUAUUCUUGGUUGCUUUAUUGUGUUAAUUUUGUUUUCAUCAGAUUAAAAAAGAAAAAGUAAAAAGAGAUGUUAGAGAGUUGUUA
Messenger RNA from Prunus mume (Japanese apricot), 1426 nucleotides. Its product is annotated as zinc finger CCCH domain-containing protein 14-like. Gene Ontology annotation, molecular function: metal ion binding; mRNA binding. The record is from RefSeq and is a predicted model, not a curated record. Lineage: Eukaryota; Viridiplantae; Streptophyta; Magnoliopsida; Rosales; Rosaceae.